AACAGCGUCAGAGUGAGAGCUCUGUCCUGUCUCCUCCUCUGUACUGCACUCCUCUCUGUUAGCUGCUCCGUCUCCUCCGCUAGCUUAGCCUGCUAGCUAGCAGCCCAGGUAAACAUGGCUAUGUCGCAGGCGCUGUCAGAGGAGGAGUUUCAUCGGAUGCAGGCUCAGCUGCUGGAGCUGCGGACUCAGAACUAUCAGCUGUCUGAUGAUCUCAGGAAGAACACGGCAGAGCUGAAUGCCGUCCGUCAGAAGAAUGUGGUUCUGGAAAGAGAUUUUGUCAAAGCGCAGAAGGCUCUGAAUAAGAGCAAGAAAGCUCAGGAGGUGGAUGCGUUGCUUAGUGAGAACGAGAUGCUUCAGGGGAAACUCCACAGUCAGGAGGAAGAUUUCAGGCUACAGAACAGCACGCUGAUGACUGAGCUCUCCAAGCUGUGUACACAGAUCGAACAGCUGGAACAGGAGAAUCAGGGCCUGAAGGAGGGAGGAGGAGCCUCUGCACCCGCUGCCCCGCCCAACCCCGCCUCCAGUCCUGUCGAUGGAGAAUUGCUUCGCCUCCAAGCUGAAAACUCCACCCUCCAGAAGAAAAUGAAAGCCCUCCAGGAGCGCUAUGACAAAGAGUUGCAGAGACAGGUGGUCGCCCAGGGCAACCAGAGCGCUACCACGGAGACCGACGGGUCAGCCAGUGCCAAUGGAGUCUCUGAUGUCACAGGGAGAGGGGAGGAGCCAGCAGCAGAGGGAACCAGUGAGAGACUGGAACAGACGGAGACUCAGCUGGAACAGACAGAGAAGCAGCUACAUGAGCUGGAGAUGGCACUGAACACCGAGCAGGAGGAGAAGAGGCUGCUGAGGGAGCAGAUCCACAACCUGGAGGCGUCCAAACAGGCUGAAAUCACCAAGCUACAGGAAGAGAUAACAAAGCUCUCUGAUAAGUUAAAGAAGAAGCAGGAGAGUUUUCAGCGUCUGCAGGGAGAGAAGGAGGCUCUGUACAAUGACAGCAGGACAAAGAUCGAUGAGAUCAACCAGAGGAAAGAAGAGGAGCUGAAGGCCAUGAACCUCCGCAUCCAGAAACUACAGUCAGACCUCAUGACAGCCAAUCAGCUGACAGCAGAGCUGAGAGAGCAGCUGCAGAGCAAGGAGAAAGAGCAUGAACUGGCUCUGCACACUUUGAAAGACCAGGUAGCCAGUCAGAGUGCAGUCAGUCAAGAGCAGGUGGACAACAUCCUGCAAGAGAACGAUGCUCUGAGGACAAACCUAGCAGCUUUAGAACAGAUCCAGACGGUAAAGACGCAGGAGAUGAAUCUGUUGCGUGAGCAGCAGGAGGCGUUGACGGCUGAGCUGCAGCAGAGACGAGCUGAACAGGAGAGUCUGUUAGCUCAAAGAGACGACCUGGACUCCCAGCUGCAGGAGUCGAGUUUUGCCAAUAGGAAGUUGUUGGAGCAGUUAACAGAAGAAGGACAAGAGAAGGACAGACUGCUGAGAGAGCUGGAUGAGGCUAAGAAGACAGCAGAGAAGAGGAAGGCCAUGUUGGAUGACAUGGCCAUACAGCUGAACCAGGAGAAGUCCGACCACAAGGAGGCGCUGUCAGACCUCAAACUGCAGCACGAGAAGGAGGUUCUCGGGGUGAGGGCUCGGUAUGAGAAGGAGCUCAGAGGACUCCAUGAAGACAAGAAUCGCUCUGAGGAGGAGAUCCGACAGCAGCUAAGAGAUGAGAAGGCUCGGACUAAAGAGCUGGAGGGUCUUCAGCCGAAGGUGGAGGAGCUACAGGCUCAGGUUCAGUCCAUGGAGGGAACCAAAGGCUGGUUCGAGAGACGACUCAAGGAGGCCGAGGAGAACAUAGAGAAGAACUCUCUGGAACAUCAGGAGGAGAUCAAGCAGCUGCAGAGAGAACACACACUUCAGCUGGAGGAGAAGCAGUCAGAGAUGGAGGGACUGAAGCAGCAGCUGGUGGAGGUGGAGAAACAGAAGGAUGAACACGGUGACACCAUUGGAAAACUCAGACAGGAGAUAAAGGACACUGUGGACGGUCAGAGGAUCCUGGAGAAGAAAGGAAGUGCAGCGCUGAAGGACUUGAAGCGGCAGCUGCAGCUGGAGAGGAAGCGAGCGGACAAACUGCAGGAGAGACUCCAGGAGAUACUGACCAACAGCAAGACCAGGACAGGUCUGGAGGAGCUGGUUCUGUCAGAGAUCAACAGUCCCAGUCGGACUCAGCAAACCGGAGACUCGUCCUCCGUCUCCUCCUUCUCCUACAGGGACAUGAUGAAGGAGGCUCAGCCGGCCAAUCAAAACAAGUCUGGAGGAGGCAGUCCUCAGUCCAACCGUCCGGCUGAACUGUCUGAUGACGAGGUCGGAGAGUUGUUCCAGCGUCUCGCUGAGGUUCAGCAGGAGAAGUGGAUGCUGGAGGAAAAGGUGAAACAUCUGGAGGUGAGCUGCUCGUCGAUGGCUGAGGACAUCUGCAGGAAGAGCGCCAUCAUAGAGACAUAUGUGAUGGACAGCCGCAUAGAUGUGUCGGGCAGUGCCUUUGGAGGCCACGGAGGCUCUCAGGGAGACAGAGGUGGUCUGGGUUCAGUCCUUAGAGAUCUGGUCAAACCAGGAGACGAGAACCUGAGAGAGAUGAACAAGAAGCUGCAAAACAUGUUGGAAGAGCAGCUGACCAAGAACAUGCACCUGCAGAAGGACCUGGAGGUUUUGUCCCAGGAAUUAGUCCGUCUCAGUAAAGAGAACAGUCCUGGUGUCGGAGCAACUGGGUCGGGAUGAGACCAUGACCUGGAUCCAUCCG
Seriola dumerili (greater amberjack) is the source of this 2773-nucleotide messenger RNA. It is a transcript of the gene gripap1, whose product is annotated as GRIP1 associated protein 1. Bases 115 to 2751 code for a protein of 878 amino acids. Gene Ontology annotation, biological process: regulation of modification of synaptic structure; regulation of recycling endosome localization within postsynapse; neurotransmitter receptor transport, endosome to postsynaptic membrane. NCBI's taxonomy places the organism in Eukaryota, Metazoa, Chordata, Actinopteri, Carangiformes, Carangidae. Gene Ontology annotation, cellular component: postsynaptic recycling endosome; extrinsic component of postsynaptic early endosome membrane; glutamatergic synapse. The record is from RefSeq and is a predicted model, not a curated record. The transcript is spliced from 29 exons.